AGCCAGCAAGCCUGGCUCUGCGGCCGCGCCGCGCCCCGCCCCGCCCCCACCCCGAAGCCUCGGCGCCGCCGCGCGACCAUCGCCGCCCCGGGCCAUGGGGCGCGAGAGGCGCGACAAGGGCAAGGACAAGAAGGAGAAGCGGGGCCGAGAGAAGGGCGGGCACAAGAAGGCGGCCCCGGACGCGCGCGGAGGGGGAGCGCGUCCAAGCCCUUCCGAGUACGACUACUACUCUGACUACGAGUACUAUAGCUACUCAGAAUCCAGGUCGAGGUCGCCCCGCGGUCGCGGCGGCCGCAAGGACGGCGGCCGCGGAGGUGGACGAGGAGGGCGCGGGCGCAGCCGAUCGCGCGGCGGAGGUGGCCGCUAUUCACCAGCGCCACGGCGCUCGCCGCCGCGCGGCGCGUCGCCGCGCCGCAUGGGAGGAGGCGGCGGCGGCCGAGGCCGCGGCGACGACGGAGGAGGCUUCAUCCCCGUGGACGGCCCGCGCAGCCCGUCCAGGGACGGGUCGCCGACGAACGACUGGAUCUUCAACAGGCCGCUGGCCCGCCGAAGAUCGUGGACGAACCGCGACUUCUCAGAGGCCGACAGGAUCCGCGAGGAGCUCCGCACCAAGGGCGUGGACAUCAUGGAGAGGGAGCGGAGGUGGCAGGCCAAGGACGGCCGGUCUGGCGCGAGGCCGAACGCCGACGACCGCAAGCGCGGGGACGAGGCCUAAGGCGGGCGUGGCGCCGCCCUCUGCAGGCCGCCCUCUCCGUGGACGGGGCCGCCCGAGGUAUUGGUUUUGGUCUCCCGCCCGCUCGUGGGCCAGGCCCUCAGCGGCUGCGGCGCGCCCUCGGGGGCGCCUGCCGCACCGGGGCGCCGCCGCGGCAGACGGGGACCGAGAUGCCCGGGCGCCUUGGGCGCUGGCGCUCCUCCUGCGGCCCCGCUUUGUCGACGCCUCCGGCUCGGCUCGAUGUCGACGUCGAUCGAUUCCGGUUCGCUUCGGCUUCGGAUUCCGAUGCGGGCUUCGGUCUCUCAAUGGAGGGCGUCCCAGCCUGCCGAUGUCCGUCGGCUCGACUUCUAUCGGCUUGGCUGCCGCCCAGCAGCCCUGGACUCGGGGAGCCAAGACCAGCGUAAGCAUCCACUUUCGGAGGUCCGCGCGGAUUUCUUGGGUCUGCGCUGGAGCUAUGUACCUAGCCUGGCGCGUUCUGCACGCCAGGGAGGGGUGUCCGGCGCCCGUCCAAGGGACCAGCGCGGACCUCCAAAAGUUUAUGUGUAGGCUAUGUGUUGUUGCUCGACUCUUGGCCGUCGGCCAGGGGGGCGCACAGAUGCAACCUGCCGGGGCGCUCAUCUGGCAUGGCGUGCACGCCCCACUGGUGAGGCGGGGAUGUAUCCAUCACCACCGCCUGGGGAUCGACCUUCGGGGACCUCGGCAGGCGGUGAGUAUGGAAACACUGCCAAGCCCGGGGACUCCGCAAGUUUCUGUUUAUGCCAUUCUGUGCUCCCCGACCCAGACCCACCCGCCGCGUCGCAGAAACUGUCACGGUGGCGGGCUUUUUUUGGGGGGGGAUGUGCUCGGUCUCUGGGGGGCGCAUCCCCGGGCCCUGGGGCCGUCCACACAGGCGGCUUGGGAUGAAGAAGCGGCCCUUGGGAAGGGGUCGAGACAUUUGGGGGUCGACGU
This is a messenger RNA of Prorocentrum cordatum, 1660 nucleotides long. The record is from the annotation of a GenBank genome assembly. NCBI's taxonomy places the organism in Eukaryota, Dinophyceae, Prorocentrales, Prorocentraceae.